Messenger RNA from Ilex paraguariensis (yerba mate), 1284 nucleotides. NCBI's taxonomy places the organism in Eukaryota, Viridiplantae, Streptophyta, Magnoliopsida, Aquifoliales, Aquifoliaceae. The record is from the annotation of a GenBank genome assembly.
AUGAUCAUGAUCAUGAUCAGUCACCACCAUCAAACCCCUUCUCUUCCGAAGCUCAAUCCCAUGCUCAUCUCAACUCUCCAACUCUUCUCCUUUCUCUGCCUCCUCCUCUCCACCACCAUCAUCGCCGCCGCCGUAGAUGACAGCGGCGCCUGGCUACCUUACACUCCCACCGACCACAUUCUCCUCGACUGUGGUUCAGCUUCUAACACCACCGACGUUAGCAUUCGGAACUGGGACGGCGAUGUCCGAUCACAAUUCUUACCGUCGAACAAUGAAAACACGUCGUCGAAUGCUACAUCCUCCGAGUCUGUCAUUCAAGUGCCCUACAAGACUGCUCGUAUCUUCCACUCUCAAUUCACCUACUCCUUCCCAGUCUCUGCAGGACCAAAAUUCAUUCGUCUCUAUUUCUACCCAGUUAAUUACUCUGACCUCGAUAUUACCAACUCUUUCUUCUCCCUCACUUCCAGCGACUACACCCUCUUAAACAACUUCAGUGCCUUCCUCACUGUCUCCGCCAUGAAACCCGCAGUUGCUUCCCUUAUAAAGGAGUUCAUCGUUAACGUUAGGGACAACCAGAUACUGAAUAUAACCUUUUGGCCUUCUCCGAACUCUUACGCCUUCGUUAAUGGCAUUGAAGUCGUUUCAAUGCCGAAAAAUCUCCACAUUCGCGGCAAUGAUCAUCCUAUCCCACUAGUGAGCGAGAACCAAAGAUUUUACAUUGAUAACAACUCUGAUCUUGAGACUCUCUAUCGAUUAAAUGUUGGCGGUAAUGAGGAGACACCACCUUACACUGCACCGAAGAUCGUUUACACAACCACCAAGAACAUGGGCAAUGACAGUUUAAGAUACAAUCUGACAUGGAGAUUUCCUGUUGAUUCUGGGUUUUAUUAUCUUCUCAGGCUCCAUUUCUGCGAGAUUCAAUUGGAGGUGACCCUUGAGAACCAAGGGGUUUUUAUAAUUUACAUCAACAAUCAAACGGCAGAGAGAGGAGCAGAUGUUAUCUACUGGAGUGGUGGCACUGGAAUCCCGGUGUUUAAAGACUACGUCAUUAUGGUCACCGACCCAGAUGGUCGCCGGAGCAAGCAAGACUUGUGGCUCGCUAUGUACCCUGAGCUCGACAAUAGACCUGAUUACGGUGAUGCUAUAUUGAAUGGUUUAGAAAUCUUCAAAUUGAGUGAAACAGCUGGUGUGAAAAAGCACAAUAAUAAAACAUCUAGUUUUUCGGCCAUUAUUGGCAGCGUAUUAGGAGGAAGGUCUGUUCUAGUCUUGAUCUUAGUUUCUUGA